AUGCUGCAGCGAAGUGCUUCAGCAGCAACAAGGCUCAUCAGGGCCUCCCUGGAUAGCAGCAGCAGCAGCAGAUGCUGCUGCUGUUGCUGCAGCUGCAGCAGCAGCAGCAGCAGAAGCGCUUGCACGCCCCUAGGGGUAGCUGCAUAUUCGAGGGCCCUAAGACCUCUGCGUGUCGAUCAUCAGCUUCCUAGAAGCAACAGCAGCAGCAGCAGCAGCAGUCGCAGCACCAGAUUCAGCAGUAGCAGCAGCAGCAGCAGCAGCAGCAGCAACAGCAGGCUAAGCAGCACCAGCGUCACGCUCAGCAGCAGCAGAAUAAGCAGCAAGAGAAUCAGCAGCAGCAGCAGCAGUCGGGGUUUUGCUUCCUUUGACCUGCCUAGACACCCCACACGUACAGCAGCAAAUGGUGAGGGUAGGAGGAUAUUGCAAGAACCCCUUGCUGCAGCAGCAGCAGCAGAGCAUUUAGCAGCAGCAGCAGCAGCAUCAGAAGACCCUGACAGCUGCAUGCCAUUUUUCUCUCCAGGAGCAGCAGCAACAGCAGCAGCAGCAGCAGAAGCAGCAGCAGCAGCAGAAGCAGGCAAAGUUAAGAUGCCUUUUCUCUUCAUUGAUCCUGGAGGGCAACGAAUCCCUUUGCUUCGUCACUGCAGCAUCGAUCAAGAAGCUGCUGCUGCUGCUGCUGCUGCAGAAGCAGCAGAAGCAGCAGAAGCAGCACCAACAAAUGCAGCAGCAGAUUGGGAAGCAGCAGCAGCAGCAGCAGCAGCCGACGAGGGGAUCCGCUCGGAUAUGAGCAAGGGACAUGUUGGAGCUGAUGCCUGA
This is a messenger RNA of Eimeria acervulina, 813 nucleotides long. RefSeq lists its product as hypothetical. NCBI's taxonomy places the organism in Eukaryota, Apicomplexa, Conoidasida, Eucoccidiorida, Eimeriidae. Bases 1 to 813 code for a protein of 270 amino acids. The record is from RefSeq and is a predicted model, not a curated record. The transcript has 2 exons.